This is a messenger RNA of Salmo salar (Atlantic salmon), 762 nucleotides long. Its product is annotated as olfactory receptor 11A1. Gene Ontology annotation, cellular component: membrane. Gene Ontology annotation, biological process: G protein-coupled receptor signaling pathway; detection of chemical stimulus involved in sensory perception of smell. NCBI's taxonomy places the organism in Eukaryota, Metazoa, Chordata, Actinopteri, Salmoniformes, Salmonidae. The record is from RefSeq and is a predicted model, not a curated record. Gene Ontology annotation, molecular function: olfactory receptor activity; G protein-coupled receptor activity; odorant binding.
AUGGUGAAAACCGCCCAGCACAUCACUGGCACCCCGCUCCCUGCCAUCGUAGACCUCCAGCUCAAGCGGUGUCUGCGUAGGGCACGUGGCAUCAUCAGGGAUCCUUCACAUCCAUGCCACAAACUGUUUGCCCUCUUACCAUCAGGCAGGCUGUUAGUUAGUAAUUUACCAGUUAUGUCCUAUGACAGGUACAUUUCUAUUUGUUAUCCCCUACGAUAUAAUAGUAUUAUGACACCUAAAAUAAUUUGUGGCUUAAUUCUGCUGUCCUGGUUGUCUUCUUUUUUCUUCAUCGCCAUCAUUAUCUCCCUGAGUUUGCGACUGCAAUUUUGUGGUAACAUUCUAGACAGACUGUAUUGUGAUAACUACUCAGUAGUCAAGCUUGCCUGUUCAAAUACUAUGCUGAAUAAUAUAUGGGGUCUUCUUGUCACUGCGGUUUAUGUUUCUUGUACUAUAUUUCCUACCAUAUACUCAUAUGUCAGAAUUCUACAAAUAUGUUUAAGUCUUCAAAAAAAGACAAAACAGAAAGCAUUUAACACUUGCACACCACAUAUAGCCUCUAUGCUGAACUUCUUCUUUGGCUGGUUAUUUGUGAUUCUACAAGGCAGAUAUGAAACGGAAGAUCUUCCACCCAUACUUCGCACUAUUUUAUUUGUUUAUUUUCUGAUAUGUCCACCAAUUUUCAAUCCUUUCAUGUAUGGCAUUAGGAUGGUUAAAAUCAGGCAUGCUUGUAACAAGGUACUAGGCCUUAACCAUGAAACAUAA